This is a messenger RNA of Ctenopharyngodon idella (grass carp), 5068 nucleotides long. It is a transcript of the gene mapta, whose product is annotated as microtubule-associated protein tau a. The record is from RefSeq and is a predicted model, not a curated record. Gene Ontology annotation, biological process: microtubule cytoskeleton organization; neuron projection development. The transcript is spliced from 16 exons. Gene Ontology annotation, molecular function: microtubule binding. Lineage: Eukaryota; Metazoa; Chordata; Actinopteri; Cypriniformes; Xenocyprididae. Bases 38 to 2221 code for a protein of 727 amino acids. Gene Ontology annotation, cellular component: neuron projection.
GAAAAACAGUUUUUCUUUUCUCAGGCAGAAGAAUCUCAUGUCAUGUCUCUCUAGCGCCUCGUCUCUUCAACAGGCUGAUAUAGGAACGACAGCUCUCGUCGUGCGCUCAGUGAGCGACUGCAGCUGGAGAGACAAUAACAGCGACGCGUGCACAGUAUCCACAUUUGGACUUGCUAUGGACCAGCAGCACGAUUUCUUGAACUCCUCGCACAAUAGCCACACAGCUCACUACAACUCUGGCGAUACCAUGGCAACCUCCCUUUCUGGAAUGACCAUCAAUGAUCAUCACCAUGGCAACCAGUUCCAUAAGGAGAAUGGAAUAGCGGUGGGGCUGAAAGCAGGGGACUGUCCAAUGAAAGAAGAAUUUUCAGAAGAACAGGUGGAUGUUGAGCUCAGUAAAGCUGAAGGAACCUCCUCUUCUGAGGAGAAGCAAUGUGAGGGCCCACAAGAUUCAAGAUCAGAAGAGAAUGAAGAUCAGCCCAUGCCUGUUGUGGAAGUGCCGAGCGCUGGAGGAAUGGCGCCUACAGACCACCAGAGAAUACAAGAGCAGGACGAAGAUCUCCUCAGAAGCAGCUGGGAUGGACAACCAGUCCAUUCCCAUCAUCGGCGGACAUCUGUCAGUCCAGACCGCACCAGGAGCCUUUCUCUGGAGAGUGAGCCACCUGUGACUUUCCUGGUUCGCAGUGCCGCCCUGGAGGACCUGACAUCCGUCGGGGAGAGGAUCGUAGAAGCCAGGGCUCCUUACAGUGAGACCCUUCAGGAAGAGGAAGAACUGUCCUUUUACGGUAAUGAGAGCCAUGAGGAAGAAAAAAACCUUCCAGCAUGGGCCAGCAGGGCUCAAGCAACUCUCGCUGAACCUGUAUAUGCACCUUCUGAAACUAAAGAACAUAGUUUUACAAGAACUUUACCUCAUGAACACAUGGACGCAAUGGGCACAGUGAUGGAGAAAGUUGAUACUACGUUAUCGGGGGUUAAUGCUGCUGCUGAAGAUGCAGAAACGGAAAAGACUCCUACGAGCACAAGUGGCUCUCCAAAAGGUGUCCACGGCUCCCCGGCAAGAAAAUCCCUGGUGCCGGUGGCUCAGUUUAAAGCUCAGUCCAAGACCAAUGGUGAUGCUGAGAAGAGGGCUCCUAGUAGCAGUAGACCUCAUGCUGCUGGUACAAAGAUUCCUGCCAUGACUGCAGUCGCCAAAAAUGGAAAAGACUCUCCUAAGACCCCGGAGACCAGUGGGCACAGCAGCCCUGGCACUCCCAAAUCCCCUGCCAGUAAAGCUGCUGGUGGAAAGCCUCCAAGCACAGGAAAUGAAAUCAAGAAGGUUGCAGUGAUUCGCUCGACCCCUAAAUCUCCGAAGAACCGUUCACCUACAUCGCUGUCCACUGCUGCCCCCCUCCCUGAUCUGAAGAACGUACGUCCCAAAGUUGGUUCUACCGACAACCUGAAGCACCAGCCUGGAGGCGGCCGGGUACAAAUUCUUGAUCAGAAGGUGGACUUCAGUAAUGUGCAGGCAAAGUGUGGCUCCAAAGCCAACCUCAAGUAUGUACCAGGAGGUGGCAAUGUACAAAUUCUUGAUCAGAAGUUGGACUUUAGUAAUGUCCCUUCUAAGUGUGGCUCCAAAGACAAUAUCAAACACACACCUGGAGGUGGCGAUGUAAAAAUUCUUGAUCAGAAGGUGGACUUCAGUAAUGUCCAGUCAAAGUGUGGCUCCAAAGACAAUGUGAAACAUGUACCAGGAGGUGGCAAUGUGCAAAUUCUCGAUCAGAAGUUGGACUUAAGUAGCGUGCAGUCUAGGUGUGGUUCCAAAGAUAAUAUCAAACAUGUACCCGGAGGUGGAAAAGUCCAAAUCCUCCACAAAAAGAUUGACCUGAGCAAUGUGCAGUCAAAAUGCGGAUCGAAAGACAACAUUCGUCACAAACCAGGUGGAGGAAACAUUGAGAUCAGGUCUGAGAAGCUUGAUUUCAAGGCUCAGUCAAAGGUUGGAUCUCUGGACAACAUUAAACACGUGGCUGGAGGAGGCAACAGGAGGAUUGAGUCGCACAAACUGAUGUUCCGUGAGCAGGCCAAAGCGCGAACCGACCAUGGCGCAGAAAUCGUGUCUCUAGAGGAAUCGCCACACGGCCUGAGCACCGUCUCCUCUUCUGGCAGCAUCAACAUGGCAGACCCGCCGCAGCUUUCCACCCUCGCCGACCAGGUGUCUGCAUCGCUGGCCAAGCAGGGCUUGUGAUUGGACCAUACCACCACCUAGCCACGCCCCCAAACCCCACCCCCUCCCCUCCAGAAAAACAGAACACACACUUUCACAUACCUGAUGGUAUUCUAACCUCUCUCUGAAAGUCAUUUUAUGGCCCAGAAAACAAUGCCAAGUAACUUUUGGCAAUUACUGUUCGAUUUUGUAAUACUUCAGGUUUGUUACAGGCCAAUGAAGCUGUUUUAACUGUGAAUUAUGUAUGAAUUUGCCUGUUCACUCUUCCUUUGCUUUAAGCAAGGGAAUUUAAGAAUUGGGAAUUUCUUCCUGCCACCCUCCCUUGACUAUAUUUAGUAGCACAAAAUGAUGUUCAUGUAUUUGUAUGGCUUUUGUUGACCAUUUUAUAUUUUCUUUAGGCAUGCCUGGUUUUUGGUUAGUACCGGAUUUAGGACAGUUCAGACAGAACCCAUUUUUACUUUCAGAGAGGAUUGUUCUCAUUUUUAAAUCAGGAUAAAAUUAGAUAGAGAUUAUGAUUAAGUCGCUUAGCAGUGCUUAAAAUGAAAAUUAGAGCAUUGCAUCUUGACUUUGAGGAAGAAAGAAACUUAAAGCCCCACAGUCCAUUUCUGAAAUGAUUUGCAAGGCUUACAUGAAGAAAAACAGGUGCAGAACAGCUUUGUGUAGAAGCUGAAAGCUUUCUUUUCAAUCUCUGUUGUGCUGUUGAUCAGAGAUUACACUUCACGUCUAAGAUGCCCUGCAGUGAACCAUGAGCUUCACAGUGCUUCAGUAUUAUUCUGCAGAUAUGGGAUGUUUAUGAUAUGAAAACAUUUUUUUGUGUGCCUACUGGCAGUCUUAAAUGAUUGAUUUGAAUUAUGUUAAUGCCUCUCCUACUCUUUUUUUUUUUUUUAACUUGCAUUUAUAUUUUUACCAUAAGCAUAAAGCAAAUUAUCUUCAAAUUGUAGCUACGUGUUUACAGCAGUUUUGGACACGUUUAUUGGUAACGCUUUACAAUGAGUUUCAAGAUUUUUGGCAUUAAAUAAUGCAGUAGUCAUAAUGAAAUAAAAAUGAACAAUACUUUUACAGCAUUUAUUAAUAUAGGUAAAUGUUCAUUUCUACAUAUACGAAUACAUUUUAACAUUUCAUUUAUUUACUAACAAUAAACUAUAAUAAAUGAACCUAGAUUAUAAAUUGCUGUAAAAAAUCUGUUCGAUUCAGAAUGCAAUUUGGGUUAGUUCACCCAAAAAUGAAAUUCGUUCCAAACAUGUCGUUCCAAACACAUAAGACCUUUGUUCAUCUUCAGAACACAUAUGAAGAUAUUUUUGAUGAAAUCCAAGAGGUUUUUUAUCUCCCAUAGAAAGCAACAAAAUUACCACAUUUCCAAUGUGUCUUCAACAUAAACUGCGUAGGAGAGUGACAGGGAAGAGAUGAAAUUGUUGAAUAAAGACGUUAUUUUUGUUUUGUUUUUGCGCUCAAAAAGUAUUCUCAUCGCUUCAUAACAUUAAGGUUGAAACACUGUAGGCACGUUGACUAUUUUAACUAUGUUUUUACUACUUUUCUGGACCUUGAAUGUGGUAAUUUCAUUGCUUUCUAUGGGAGAUUUUUUUUUAAAAAAAACUCUUGGAUUUCAUCAAAAAUAUCUUCAUUUGUGUUCCAAAGAUGAAGGUCUUACGGGUGUGAAACGACAUGAGGGUGAGUAAUUAACCUUUAACUGAUUAACUGUUGUUACAAAGUGUUGUUUAAUUAAUAACAGGUUGCAUGUGAGAAAUCUGGACAUUAUUUGAAAAAAACAACCUAUGCACCUGUCAUUUUUUCCAUAAUGCCAACAGUUCCUCUCUUUUCUUGCUAUGACAUUUAGCUCUAGCGGAGUUAUCAUUUUUUAGAUGAAUUGCCAAACUGGUGUCACACACGGUAUUGUAAAUUUGCCCUCGACACAUAACAUCAGGAUUUGUAUUCUUCACAAAUAACCCUCACCAGAGCACAAGCAUGCCGUUAAACAUUGAUCUGUCGCGUUUCCUCGUGAACACAUCAUCCGCUUCCACUUUAGAGCUGUAAAAUGUCAAGGUAUUCUAUUCUACUGAAUGAUGAUGUAAUGACCUUAACCAAUCAUAUGGCUUCAAUUCUCACCCCUGCACUGUCGCAGAAUGUUUAAUGAGCUUUGAACCACUCCACACUAUCUUUGCUCCUUGCAUGCAUUUCAUGUAAGCAGCCUGAGAUACUGCGUUGCCUCUUACACACCUACUUACGUAUAUCCCGUAAUCGCUGACGUGCUUAUUAGGAAUCUAUGUAGAUAGUAGUGGAAAAGAGCACUACUCGGAUGGCGACCCCUGUUUCUUUGUGUUGGAGAAGGAGCUGUGUAACUACCAUUAGAUAUUUAAUGUAUGUUUAUUGUAUGUUUAUGACUGUGUGUUUAUGAGGACUUGAAGAAACUUUAAAAAAAAACAAAAAAAACAAACAAACAGAAAAGUUCAGAGACCAUGCCUGCAACACUUUAAUCUGCAUGCUGAGUUUUUACAUGGAUUAGCGAUUUCUGAACGUUUUCUGACUAGGGUGUUUUUGGAAAGGUCGGGAGAGCUGGAUGUGGGAUAAGGUGUUUUGUUCCGGUUGUGAUGUUGUGUUGAGGGGGGAAGUGAGUGUUUAGCUGACAGAAGUGGGAAAGAAAGUCGGUCCUUUGGUUUAAAUGUCUCACUCUAUAGCAGCACACCUGUGACAUGGUUCUGGGUGCGGUUUUGCCAUCCUGUUGUCAUUGACUCCAUACACCAUUUUUGCAGUUGUAAAUUUUAGCUUGGGAAUUGUGGUUGUCAAUAUUGUUUGUGUGUUUUAUUAAUAACUGGUUUACAAUUAUUCUUGUUGAUGUACAUGUGAAUUUGGAAAUAAAGGAUAUUAAGCAAA